AUGUCAGAAAGCGUUCAACCACUUGCAGCCCCUAUCUCUCUUUCUACAUAUCAUCAGUUAAGCCUGACAGUUGAAUCUGCAAAUAUAAGAAGUACUGGCCUUUUCAAACCAAAUCCCUAUCUUCAAGUUGUCAUAGAUGAUAACAUUUCAAGAAAGACUGAAGUUAUAAAGAAUACACUACAUCCAAAAUGGAAAGAAGAAUUCACAGUGCUAGUCACUCCAUUGUCAAAAAUUACAUUUCGUUUAGCAGACCACCAUAGUUUCAGAAAAGAUAAUAUUCUUGGUGAAAAGAAAAUAAAUUUCCUUAAGGUCCUUUUAUACUUCAAUGGAAAAAUUGAAAAUGUGGAAAUGACAAUUGAUCUAAUGAAAAUGGUAUCGCAAGAUAAUUCUUCUAACUCUAAUACUGAAGUGAAAUCUGCCGAGUUGGUGCUACUGCUUGAUGGCUUGCGAGUUGAUCCAGCAGUUCUUAGCCAAUCUCAUGAAUUAUAUGGGGACCAAUUGAAUGCAAGAAGUCCACUUAACGAGGGAGUUCGAGCUAGAAAUAGAUCACGCAUCACUUUUGAAUCAAUUAGAUCAAUGGCACUACCACCUAAUUUGAGACCACCACCUGGCCCUCCGCCGCACAGUAACGGUGCUGUGCCGAGCGUGACGGAUGGCGCCGGACCAUCACAUGUAGAUCCAGAACCUCAGCAUGCGUCUCACUCCGCGUUACCUCAGCCACACCCACCUGCAUCCACUCCUGCGGCUACAACCAACUCCACCCCAGAGGAACCCCUCCCCCAUGGUUGGGAAAUGCGAUAUGAUGUUUAUGGCAGGCGGUACUACGUGGAUCACAACAGUCGCUCGACGUCUUGGGAGCGUCCUCAGCCUUUGCCAGCGGGGUGGGAGGUGCGGAGAGAUGGACGUGGUCGCGUGUACUAUGUCGAUCACAACACGCGGACAACCACAUGGCAGCGGCCAGACACCGAACGGUUGGCGCGCUUUCAGCACUGGCGUGGUGAGAGGCGGCACGUCGUGGCGCAAGGCAACCAACGAUUCCUAUACCCACAUCCGCAGCCGCCACACCCGCCCAACCAGGAACAUGAACCGGAGACAGCUGCUGGAAGCAGCACGAAUGUCGCAGCCGUUCCUAGCUCAAGCAGUGUGGCGCCUCCGUCUAGCAGCGGCAGCCAAGCCAGUCCUGCUGAGGACGGGCUGGGUGCACUACCGGCAGGCUGGGAAAGACGCGUUCAGCCAGACGGCCGCGUCUAUUUUGUUAAUCACAAGAAUCGUACCACGCAAUGGGAAGAUCCAAGGACACAGGGUCAGGAAAUUAGUGCUCUGGAAGAGGCGCUACCGACGGGCUGGGAAAUUCGCUUUACGGAAGAGGGUACGCGUUACUUCGUGGACCAUAACACAAGGACCACCACGUUCCAGGACCCACGCCCUGGCGCACCUAAAGGCCCUCAGGGAGCAUACGGUGUACCGCGUGCGUAUGAGCGUUCGUUCCGAUGGAAGUUGAGUCAGUUCCGAUACUUAUGCCAGAGUAACGCGUUGCCCAGUCACAUCAAGAUCACGCUCUCUCGACAAACCCUAUUCGAGGAUUCCUAUCACCAGAUAAUGAGGCUACCCGCUUAUGAGUUAAGACGACGUUUGUAUAUAAUAUUCCGCGGCGAAGAAGGUCUGGACUACGGCGGUGUUAGUCGAGAAUGGUUCUUCCUUCUCUCGCACGAGGUCCUCAAUCCGAUGUACUGCCUGUUCGAGUACGCCAAUAAGAACAACUACAGCCUUCAGAUCAAUCCAGCCAGCUACGUCAACCCGGACCACCUCCUUUAUUUCAAGUUUAUCGGAAGGUUCAUAGCGAUGGCUCUCUAUCACGGUAGAUUUAUAUACUCGGGCUUCACUAUGCCAUUUUACAAGCGUAUGUUGAACAAAAAGCUAACUAUGAAGGAUAUUGAAUCGAUUGAUCCCGAGUUCUUUAAUUCGCUGGUGUGGAUCAAGGACAACGAUAUAGAUGAGUGCGGACUCGAGAUGUGGUUCAGCGUCGAUUUCGAGGUGCUCGGGCAAGUGAUUCACCACGAGCUGAAGCCUGGCGGCGACAAGGAACGAGUGACGGAGGGUAACAAAGAGCAAUACCUACAACUGGUAACUCAGUGGCGUAUGUCGAGAGGAAUCGAAGAACAAACGACAGCAUUUCUAGACGGAUUUAAUGAGGUGGUACCACUAGAGUGGCUCAAGUACUUCGACGAGCGCGAGUUGGAACUAAUGCUGUGCGGCAUGCAGGAGGUAGACGUGGAUGACUGGCAGCGCAACACCAUCUACCGGCACUACACGCGAACUAGCAAGCAGGUCGUCUGGUUUUGGCAGUUUGUACGACAAAUGGAUAAUGAAAAACGGGCCAGACUACUGCAAUUCGUAACAGGCACGUGCAGAGUACCGGUGGGUGGAUUUGCCGAACUCAUGGGAUCCAACGGACCACAGCGAUUUUGUAUAGAAAAGGUCGGGAAGGAUACGUGGCUCCCGAGAUCUCACACCUGCUUCAAUAGACUCGAUUUACCUCCGUACAAAAGUUACGAGCAGUUAUGCGAGAAACUAAACUUCGCUAUCGAAGAGACGGAAGGCUUCGGACAGGAGUGA
Messenger RNA from Leptosia nina, 2616 nucleotides. NCBI's taxonomy places the organism in Eukaryota, Metazoa, Arthropoda, Insecta, Lepidoptera, Pieridae. The record is from the annotation of a GenBank genome assembly.